Messenger RNA from Racocetra persica, 5836 nucleotides. NCBI's taxonomy places the organism in Eukaryota, Fungi, Glomeromycota, Glomeromycetes, Diversisporales, Gigasporaceae. The record is from the annotation of a GenBank genome assembly.
AACACGGCAAGUCACAAAUUACACUAAAGAAAAAAAAAAAACAUUACAAAUCUUGGAAGAAACUAAUAUCCUUGAUAAGCUUGGCUUCAAAAAAUACGACAAUGGUCCUCCACGUUUGGGGUGGCUCAUUAAUAUGAGUGGUGUUAAGCCUCAAGCUGGAAUAGAUGAAUACUUCAGAUGUACAAUAUAUUAUUAUCCAUAUUUUUAUGUUCAAUGUCAGCCCGGAACGGAACAUACCGUUGGAGAAUAUUUAGGAAGGAAAUAUGACCAAUAUAUAUACAAAGUAUCAUAUGUGGUCAAGCAAGAUCUAAAAAAGGCAAAUCAUCUAAUAAAUGGUGAACAAAUUUAUAUAAAACUCGAGUUUUGGAACGUCAUAGAAUUAGUGACAGUGCGUAAUCAACUUUUUCGUAUUGCAACCGAAAACCGUAAAAAUUUGAAUAUUGUAAACAUAUAUGGAAAUAAUACAAGUGAUUAUGGCAGUAAAUAUUCAGAAGCCGGGCAAAAAGAUAAAGUAUUAGACGAUAUUAUUGAUCUUCGUGAAUAUGAUAUACCUUAUUAUCAACGGGCUGCUAUGGACCUUGGCUAUAGAGUUGGUCAGUGGUAUACUGUCACAGCCUUUCCCCAAGAUGAUGGGGCGUUGAUUACAAUGCAUCAUCGCGAAGACAUAAAACAACGUGGAGAUCCAGUUAUUCUCGCAUAUGAUAUUGAAACUUCAAAAAAACCCCUCAAAUUUCCUGACUCUGCCAAUGACCCCAUAAUGAUGAUAUCUUACAUGAUAAAUGGCAUGGGAUUUCUUAUCGUUAAUCGUGAUAUCGUUUCUGAAGAUAUUGAAGAAAUUGAAUAUUCACCAUCCACUCAAUACAAGGGAUUUUUUAAAAUAUUUAAUGAACCGAGUGAGAGAGCGUUACUCGAGCGUUUUUUUAAGCAUAUCCAAGAACAAAAGCCAACCAUAAUUGUAACGUAUAAUGGUGAUAAUUUUGAUUGGCCUUAUGUUGAAGGCAGAGCUUCGAAAUAUGGUAUCAAUAUGUAUAAAGAAAUUGGCUUUAAAAAAAAUAUGAAUGAUGAGUAUGUAAGCAAGCAUUGUUUACAUAUGGAUUGUCUACAUUGGGUGAAAAGAGACAGCUAUCUUCCUGUUGGUAGUCAGGGUUUAAAGAAUGUUACUCAUGCUAAAUUGGGUUAUAAUCCUGAUGAACUAGAUCCAGAAGUUAUGACAAAGUUUGCGUAUGAGAAACCACACACUUUGGCACGAUAUUCUGUUUCUGAUGCAGUGGCGACGUAUUAUUUAUACACUGAAUAUAUCCAUCCGUUUAUUUUUUCACUUUGUAAUAUUAUCCCAUUAAAUCCGGAUGAUAUAUUGCGAAAAGGAACCGGAACUCUAUGUGAAGCAUUAUUAAUGGUUAAAGUGGAAGCAUACCGUGCCAACAUCAUAAUGCCAAAUAAACACGAGGAAAAUGAUGAAAUGUUCUUUAAAGACCAUCUCCUCCAAGAUGAAACAUAUAUUGGUGGCCAUGUUGAUGCAUUAGAAGCAGGUGUUUUCCGGUCGGAUAUACCAGUCAGUUUCAAUAUUGAUCAUGCAGCUAUCCAGCAGCUAAUUGAUGAUAUAGAUGUUGCAUUGGAGUUUGCAAUUUGGGAAACAUUCAAAGAAACAGAAAGAAAUAUUGAAUCUGCUUUUAAUAUGCGGGAUCAAGCUCGAAAACAAAUUAUCGAUGAAAAGUUAACGGAGAUCACGAAUUAUGAUGAGGUCCGAUCGCAAAUUAUAUCCGCUCUUGAAUCUCUUAAACAAGGAGAACAACCACUUGAGCAAACGCCUCUAAUUUAUCAUUUAGAUGUUGCUGCCAUGUAUCCAAAUAUAAUUCUCACUAAUCGACUUCAACCCGAUUCGAUUGUCGCUGAAGACGUGUGUCUUAGAUGCGAUUAUAAUGUUCCUGGGAAAAAAUGUGAUAGAAGAAUGACAUGGUCAUGGCGGGGAGAUUUUUAUCCUGCAAAGACAAAUGAAUAUAAAAUGAUUAAGAAGCAAUUAAUGUCUGAAACAUUUCCCGGAAAAAAUCCGGGAGACAAAGGACGUUCUUAUUACCUUUUAAGUCUAGAAGAACAAACAGCAAUUUUGAAGAAACGUCUUGGUGAUUAUUGUCAGACUGUAUACAAAAGAAAAAAAGAGACAGAGGUGGAGCAACGAGAGGCCAUAGUUUGUCAACGUGAAAACCCAUUUUAUGUUAAUACUGUUCUGAGUUUUCGUGAUCGGAGAUAUAAAUACAAACAUGAUGUUAAAGAAUGGAAAAAGAAGCUGGCAGAAGCAACAAAAUAUGAAGACCUUGUAAAGAUUGAAGAAGCUAAAAAAAUGAUAAUUUUAUAUGACUCUUUACAACUUGCUCACAAAUGUCUCCUUAACUCUUUUUAUGGUUAUGUCAUGCGCAAAGGAUCUCGAUGGUAUUCAAUGGAAAUGGCCGGGAUAGUAUGUGAUACAGGUGCAAAAAUUAUUCAAACUGCCAGACAAUUGAUUGAAAAAGUCGGAAGACCUCUUGAACUUGAUACAGAUGGAAUUUGGUGUGUUCUUCCUUCAAUAUUUCCGGAAAAUGUUACAUUUAAAUUAUCUUCUGGAAAAACAUUUUCCAUAUCAUAUCCUUGCACAAUGUUGAAUUAUUUAGUUCAUCAAAAAUUCACCAAUGAUCAAUAUCAAAGGCUGUCUAGUAUAACAAAUGAAUAUGAGAUUGGAAAAGAGAACAGUAUAUUUUUCGAAGUUGAUGGACCAUAUAGAGCGAUGAUAUUACCUUCUUCCUUAGAAGAAAAUAAACUUUUGAAGAAACGUUAUGCUGUAUUUGCACAUGACGGUACGUUACAAGAGUUGAAAGGAUUUGAAGUGAAACGGCGUGGCGAACUCAAACUUUUAAAAAACUUUCAAGAAGUCAUAUUUCAAGUUUUUCUACGAGGAAAAACGUUAAAUGAUUGUUAUGCUGAAGUUGGAAAAGUUGCAAAUGCUUUUUUGGAUGUGCUCGAACAAAAGGGUGCCACUCUCUCUGAUGAAGAGUUGAUAGAUAGUAUUAGUGAAAAGCGAGGGAUGUCACGUGCUCUGGAAGAUUAUGGAGAUCAAAAAUCUACAUCUAUUACUGCCGCCAAACGUUUGGCAGAAUUCCUGGGUACGGAAAUGGUCAAAGACAAUAAGUUGACAUGCCACUUUAUUGUAUCAGCCAAACCUUUAGGAGAUGCAAUAAGUGAACGAGUGAUUCCAAUAGCGAUAUUUUCAGCUGAGGAAAAUGUAAAGAGGCAUUAUUUACGGAAAUGGCUUAAGGAUCCUAGAAUGGAUAAUUUUGACAUUCGUAAUAUCUUAGAUUGGACUUAUUAUUAUGAACGUCUCGGAUCUGCUAUUCAAAAACUUAUUACAAUUCCCGCAACAGCACAGAAUGUUGAAAAUCCUAUUCCGCGGUUAAAGCAUCCUGAUUGGCUUCGCAAAAAAUUGUCAAUAAAUAGUGAUAAAAAUCGGCAAAGACGCAUUACUGAUAUGUUUCGAAGAACAGAUGAUAUGGUUGUGGAUGAAAUUAAUUACGAAAAUAGAACAGAAGAUAUGGUUGUGGAUAAUUACGAAAAUGAUGAAUCACGAAACACUGAUAAUAUUGAUACCGGAUUAUCACAUAAUGAUCCGUCAAAUGAUAUUAAUGAUGUUAAUGAUAUUGAUGAUAUCGAAGAUUUUGGAACAUCUAAUUCAAAUGUGUCUAUACCAAACUACAAAAAAAGACCAAUCGAGAAAUCAUGUUCCGACAAGCCAACUCAAGAGGAAGAAUUGAUGGUACUUGACGAACCGCAACAUGAUGGCGAUGACGAUACAGAGAUAGUUGAUAAUCCAUCUUCAAAACGUCAAAAAGUUGAUGAAGACAUGAGUCAAAAAACAGUUGUAACUACAAAAAAGAAGAAAGACAAAAAUUCUAAAAAGUCUACACUCGAAAACUUUUGUGUUCAAAAAAAUCGUUGGGAAAUUCUACAAAUAAUUAAUACGGACACUCCAGGGGAAUUCCGUAUGUGGGUUUUAAUAGGUCAUGCGAUACAUGCAAUUCGUCUUACUGUUCCUAAAAAGGUUUACGUUAAUUAUAAACUACAAAAUCUUCCGGAUGAAGUAGAAAAAAUUGUUAAUGAUAAAGGAAGUAUUUCUAGAGUAAGUCGAACGUUGCCAGGGACACAUGAACGAUACAACUUAUUUGAAGUUAUAAUGCCAGAACCUAUCUAUUGGCAGAAUCAACAAUUGCUACUAAAUAUCUUCAACGAUCCUCUUGUUGAAGGUGUUUAUGAGACUCGAAUCACAUCACUAGACCGAGCGAUAAUAGAAAUUGGAUGUAUUAUCAGCAAAGACAGCGUAAAAUCCAAUAUUUUUAAAACAGCACCUCGAAAGGGAAUGAAUUUACAGGAUAUUAUAAAAACGGAAGUCUUUCAUAAAACACCAUACUUAGAAGAGCAUUCUUUUAAUUAUUUAUAUUUAUGCCAUAUCAUGUCUGGUGAUCGCCAUCUUUAUGGCUUAUUUUCUACAGUACGCAACAAAGCGCAUAUCUUCUUGGUAGAAAAAAGCAAAGUCAAAUCACAUUUGCCACAUUUACCUAAUGCUUAUGCCAAUAUCUUGGAAAGGAUGAGAAAUGAUCCUCGCUAUGACAAUGAGGUAUUUAAAUAUCAUGAAGAACUCAGUUUUGAAGUGUCUACGCAUGUCAGAGAUGAUAAAAAAACAUUUGCGAAAAAAUUAUCCAGAGAGAUUAAGGAAUAUAAAGAAGGAAGACAUGGGCCGACUAUUUUGGUAGUUCAGUCAUCAUUUACGUUAUGUAACCUAAUCGAGGAAGGGGUUAAAGCCCUUUUAGAAUUUCCUUCGAUGUAUAUAAACUUAAAUGAAAAUGAUAAUUUGCCUUCAUUGAAUUGGCAACGAUAUGCUUUUUCGCGCAUGAUAACUAAAUAUCUUAUCGUUGGACAAAUAAUCACGCAACGAAUUAAAAAGGCAAGAUACGCAAGGAUACCCCUUUGUAAUCUUAAUAAUGACAGUUCGAUUUUCAUUUCGGAUGUGUUAUUUGCUAGGAGAUUAAUUAAAAAUGACAUCAUUCUUUGGUGGUCACCUUAUCGCAAACCAGAUCAUGGAGGACGUGAGCAAGAUGAAUUUUUUGAAUAUUUGCAUCUUUCUGGUGAAAGUGGAAAUUGUGGGUUUGUUAACACACCGGGAAUACACAUGAAUAUAUGUUUUGAAAUUCAACUAGAUGAUUUGUUUGUGAACACUAUUAUAGAAUCAUCAUGGAUUAAUCAAAGUGAAGGAUCAAUACAACUUUUUGGGGACGAGAUGCCUCUGGCUACAUUUUCGGUACUUAAAUCAUUGGUUAAAGAUUGGUAUACCGAGGCGUCCAAUCCACAGAACGGAAUCGCAAGUAUCCUUAUUCGUAAUUUACAAAUUUGGAUUAGUGCGGUUAAUUCAAAUUUCUAUGACCACAAUAUUUGUGGAGUUAUACAUACUCUGAUGAGCAAGGUGGUCAUGCAACUUAUUGCCGAAUUUAGAAAUUCUGGUGUUGAAAUCGUUUAUAGUAACCUUUACAAGAUAAUAAUAGCAACGAAUAAGAGUGAAUUAAAUGUUGCCAACCAAUAUCGAGAUUUUAUCUUGAGAUAUAUCAAACAAAAACCAAUAUUUCAAGCAUUGAAGAUUAUUUGUAAAAAAACUUGGGCUAAUAUGAUUUGGUUAGAUUCGAAUAAUUUUUGUGGUACAUUAUGUCACGUCGAAGAACAAUUUGAGAACCAUUGGAAGAUUAAGGAAAAUCUUCCGCAGACUUUGUAUGAACUUUUUGAUAGCUUUGUGGAAGAAUUUGUUGAACUUUGCAAAGAAAAC